AUGGAGCGAGCACAGUCUCUUCUCACCAGCACCACCCGAUCCAUCAGCAGCACGCGAUCCAGUACCCGCUCGUCCCGCUCGAAUUCACUGUACUUGAACACACCCGGUCCGGAGAAGGGGGAGUUCUUCCUCCCCGCACCCACAUCCACGACGAUUCACCAACCGAAGAUCCGGGUGCGGGCGAUACUGGGGCACUGCCUCUACCGUAGGGUCGUGAUAUGGACGGUCACCGUCUCGCUGCUGCUCGGGCUCGCAUAUCUCAACACACCAUUAUACACGCGCGAUGGCAAGGUUCUCGGCGAUGAUUACAGGAUAGGCGGGCUCGGCGGACAGCCGAACAAGCAGGGAACCGAAAUUCCGAAUGAGGAGAUGCCAGAGAUUGACAGUUCGAUGCCGCCAUGGCUCAAGUUCAAGCACCUCAACGGCUAUUUCAACGGUCUCAAGUCGAUCGUGCCGUUCGUCAACCACACCGCAGAGUAUCCCAAUGCUUCAUUCCCCGCACCCGUAACCACGGUGCCCAUUUACCAUGACACCCCUCCCACUCCCACGCCUUACCUCGCAGCUCACCCAGAUUUUGAGUCUCGCGAGUACCUCAAGGACCACCACGCCGUGAAGGAGUGCUUCAUCGACGACGAGGACAAGAUCCCCGUGCCGGACAUCUGGGCCUACGACGGCGUCCCCCAGAACCAGCCCGACCCGGCCAUCGGCUCCCACACCGUCCUCGGCCUGCGCAACGACAUUUGCUUCGACCGCUUCGGACGCUACGGCCCCUACGGACUCGGCUACGACAUCAGCGAGGGCGGCACCUCACAAGGCCAGGACACCGAGCAGGAGGGCUCCGAGAUCGUCUGGUCCAAGACGGGCAAGAUUAACUACAGCCGCGUGGACUGGGGCUCCGCGCAGGACCGAUGCGUCGAGCGCAACAUCGCCCGCUUCCGCAACAGCACCAAGGACGCCGCCACCGCCUACGACACCGCCUACAGCGAGCCCGAAGCCGCCGGCGAGGACGGCCUCAAGAAGGUCGACCGCAUCGCCGUCGUCGUCCGCACCUACGUCGGCUUCGAGUGGACCCAGCACGCCAUCAUCAACUUCCGCGCCAUGAUCUCCGAGCUGUCGCUCAAGUCAGGCGGUGAGUACUCGGUGCACUUCCUGCUGCACGUCAAGGACAACGAGGCACCCAUCUGGUCCGACCCGUCCGUCGUCCAGAAGAUCCUCGACGACAACGUUCCCACCGAGUUCCACUCCCUCUGCACCCUCUGGUCCGAGGCCGAGAUGAAGCUCUACUACCCGGGCCACUUUGCCGACGCGCUCGAGAACCCCUCCAACGGCGACAUCCACGGCGUCUACCGCUCCGCCCAGAUGCCCCUCCAGGUCUUCGCCCUCCAGCACCCCGAGUACACCCACUUCUGGAACUGGGAGAUGGACAUGCGCUACAUCGGCUCCUACUACGAGCUCCUCGACCGCCUCGGCGCCUGGGCCCGCGGCCAGUCCCGCACCCUCCUCUGGGAGCGCUCCUCAAAGUACUACAUCCCCGCCGUCCACGGCUCCUGGGACGAGUUCGCGACCACCGUCGAGCGCGAGCUCAACGCCUCCGGCCGCCGCGCCAUCCUCGGCCCCCAGAUCUUCCCCGGCCGCAUGUCCCUCAAGUCCGAGGAGGCCGGCAUCUCCAUCAUGCCCGCCAACUGCGCUCGCGGCGGCGACCCCGCCGAGUGCGGCGUCGGCGAGGACGCGGACCUCAUCACGCUCAACCCGCUCUUCGACGCCGACGAGUCCGGCUGGGUCUUCGCCAAGGACGUCACCGGCUACGAGAUGGUUUUCGCGCCGCCCCCGCGCCGCUGCUCCAUCGUCACCGCCUCGCGCCUCAGCCGCCGCCUCCUCGCCGCCAUGCACGAGGAGAUGUGGCGCAUGCACCACAGCAUGUUCUCCGAGAUGUUCCCGGCCUCCAUGGCCCUGCACCACGGCUUCAAGGCCGCCUACGCGCCGCACCCCGUCUACCUCGACCGCGCGUGGUACCCCUUCGACACCAUCGAGAAGGCCUUCAACGGCGGCCGCGACGGCACCACCGGCGGCCACGGGUCGCCCUUCGACCUCAAGAACGAGCACAACCACAAGGGCACCAGCUGGUACUACAACUCCGAGUUCGCGGGCCUGUUGUGGCGCCGCUGGCUGGGCUACGGCCAGAUGGACGGCCGCGGCACCAAUGGCGGCCGCGCGAACGAGGGCACGCUGCGCGGCGGCAUGCAGGAGGAGUCGCACAAGGACAGCUCCGGCCGGUUGUGCAUGCGCAGCAUGCUGGUGCACCCGAUCAAGUGGGAGAACCCGAUCGAGAGAAGCUAA
Colletotrichum gloeosporioides is the source of this 2337-nucleotide messenger RNA. RefSeq lists its product as uncharacterized. The coding region runs from base 1 to 2337 and encodes 778 amino acids. The record is from RefSeq and is a predicted model, not a curated record. Lineage: Eukaryota; Fungi; Ascomycota; Sordariomycetes; Glomerellales; Glomerellaceae. The transcript is spliced from 2 exons.